Dermacentor silvarum is the source of this 783-nucleotide messenger RNA. RefSeq lists its product as uncharacterized. The transcript has 5 exons. Gene Ontology annotation, biological process: symbiont-mediated perturbation of host defenses. Gene Ontology annotation, molecular function: amine binding. The record is from RefSeq and is a predicted model, not a curated record. NCBI's taxonomy places the organism in Eukaryota, Metazoa, Arthropoda, Arachnida, Ixodida, Ixodidae. The coding region runs from base 20 to 577 and encodes 185 amino acids.
AGUCUGCCGAAGCAUCAUUAUGGGGCCUCUCCACAUUGCGUUUGCGGCCGCUAUUGUUCAGGCAACGUUUAUUUAUAGUCCUGUCUUGUCGAAGUCACCACACAAGCUUCAACGCGAUCUUGCAGAUGCCUUCGAGAUCUUCGACAAAUUUCCUUACGUCGUGCUGGUGUACACCUCGGGCGAUGAUCCGGAAUUCCAAUGCCUGACAAACAAGCGAACUGAGUUGGACAUGGACGCUAAAAAAGCCACCUACGUCUGGAUGUUCAAAGGCCAUAACGGCAGUGAGAGGAAAAAUGUAGCUUUACAUUUAUCUGCCGGUGAUGCGCCGGAUUGGGCGGUCUUCACUCUAAAUAAUGACACCGAACACUCCUCGCCGGCCCACUUUGUGUACACGGACUACAAGUACUGCGUCGUCACGGAAAUUCCCCUCGACGGAGAUCAAUGUCAGCUUUGGGUUUCGGAGGAUGUGAAAGACAACAUUCCCCAGUACUGUUUGGACCAACUGGAAGAUAUUUGUGACGUUUCCUAUGAAGAGUACUCGAAAGAGCUCUGCCAGAAUGACGUGGACGACCUCUGAGUGGCAAGGAAAAUAAUACUGCCACGCCCGGUGACUGUGUGUGUUUCCUUGCUUCAAUCUAGUUCUCUUUAAUAAAGCGGCCAGGUACCCCGAAUUCAAGAUCCUACGCUCAUUUUUUUUAGACUUGAAGAGCGAGGUUGACAGAAACUUGACUUCUACCUGCACUCGUUAGUGAUUUAGAUUGCCGUGAAUCACUUAGCUACGCG